This is a messenger RNA of Choloepus didactylus (southern two-toed sloth), 2081 nucleotides long. It is a transcript of the gene MAP1LC3B, whose product is annotated as microtubule associated protein 1 light chain 3 beta. The transcript is spliced from 4 exons. Gene Ontology annotation, cellular component: autophagosome membrane; autophagosome; cytosol. Lineage: Eukaryota; Metazoa; Chordata; Mammalia; Pilosa; Megalonychidae. Bases 119 to 493 code for a protein of 124 amino acids. The record is from RefSeq and is a predicted model, not a curated record. Gene Ontology annotation, molecular function: ubiquitin protein ligase binding. Gene Ontology annotation, biological process: autophagosome assembly; autophagy of mitochondrion; cellular response to nitrogen starvation.
CGGCUGCGGGCUGAGAAGACACAAGGGAAGUGGCUGUCGCCAGAGCCGGAGCCUCCGCCACCGCCGCCUUCAGAGCCGGGCCCCUCAGAGCCGCCGCCGCGCCGCCCCCCGCCGCGCCAUGCCGUCCGAGAAGACCUUCAAGCAGCGCCGCACCUUCGAACAAAGAGUAGAAGAUGUGCGACUCAUCCGCGAGCAGCACCCCACCAAAAUCCCGGUGAUAAUAGAAAGAUACAAGGGUGAGAAGCAGCUUCCUGUACUGGAUAAAACCAAGUUCCUUGUACCAGAUCAUGUCAACAUGAGUGAACUAAUCAAAAUAAUUAGACGGCGCCUGCAGCUCAAUGCCAACCAGGCCUUCUUCCUGCUGGUGAAUGGCCACAGCAUGGUGAGCGUCUCCACACCCAUCUCGGAAGUGUACGAGAGCGAGAAGGAUGAGGACGGCUUCCUGUACAUGGUCUACGCCUCUCAGGAGACGUUUGGAGUGAAAUUGGUGUAAGGCUGGCAGAAGCAUCUCUCCUAGAGUUUUUAAAACCCUUACACCAAGGCAAAAAAAAGGAUGUUACCAACUGAGCUCAACCAGUCAUCUAACCACAGGUCAUCCAGACAGUAGUGUCCCCACUUAGGAGUCAUAUGAAGUUGUAUUUGUAUUUUCAGCAGAAAAACAGUUCCAAAUGAGCACACUCAGCUUUGGAAAACUCUUAUUAUUUAACCUAGGACAUCUUGUUUUCAAAUUUUAGAAGUUUUAAAAUAAAAUACUUUACCUUUUAAGUUGCCAAUAAGAGACCUUUAAGUUACGUUAAUGCACUUUUCUCCCCAAUAGGAACUUGCAAUUCAAGCAGUAAUGAAAGGCGUUCAGGGGGGCACUGCCCUCCCUUUAGGUUCAGAACCUGCCGACUUUCUACAGAAGGGGUCCCCUGGACUGGAGACACCUCCACAGGAGGCUCCUGAAGCGCGUGUGGUCACGCGUAACUCCCCCAAGAGUCAUUUGCCAUCAUAGUUGGUGCAAAGCAGGGUGCAUGCGGAGUACGAACACAACUCUGACUCCCAACUGCCAGUCACCGUUCCUGGCUCCUAACAGGACGGAGACCAAGUCAGGACUCCCGCAGCUGUAGGAAGCUUGGUAAAACAGCGAGCUGCUGCUGCUUUGGUUUGUACUCUAGAGAGUUAUUUGCAUAAAAACACCAUGGCUUUGUAGGAAUCUUGAAUGACUUAGAAUUUUGGUCUGUCUUUUAAAAACGCUGAGAGAGAAAAGCAGUAGCAUUUCUUAUUUUGGAUUUUCUCUGAGACCUCAAACUAGUACCUGAUUUGGUAAAUAAGCAGUUGUAUUACUUUCAUGAGGACAGUGGUAGAAGCUAAAACUCAAGCACCAAACCUCAGAUGUAUGCCCUUCUAUCUUUUAACUUAAAGCUAUAGAUGAUUCACAUUAUCUGUUAAGUGUACAACUAAAAUAUGUUAUUAACUAUUUCUCACAUUUUUUAAGAGUACUUAUCACUGUUUCGUGAAACCAUCAAAAUUCCCCCACUCUUAAUUGCAUGUCAGUUGUGAAGAAAAUGUAGAAAUGGAGACCAUAGCUCUUUACAAAUGUUAAUGUCAAGAACUAAGCAUUUUCCAAACCCUGCCUAGAACAAGUGACUUGAUGCUUUCUGCUACUUGCAUGGGUUUACUAUUUACUAUUUUCGUGGGAGUAUCACAGAACGAUCACAGGUAUGUUAAUUUAGAGGUCUUUGUAGCAGGUCAGUCUAUUCUGUGUCUUUGGGUGUGUGUGGAAUGCCCGUAUCUCUUGGCGGGGAGAGCAGGCUUACUCCUGGGGUGCCCUUACCGAGCCUCGGAGGGACCCACCGCCUCCUCAGCUCCCCCCACCGCAUGCGUCUGUCCACACUGCUGACUUUGAAUAUGUGUAUUUUUACCACAUUAUGUAAAUUCUCCAUCGGCCUGUCUUGUUCAGAUUGUGUGUCAUUAUAUCUGACAUUCUUGUAACUACUGUGUAAUCAAUAAGAUUCCUAUAAGAAAAAAAAAAAAAACACUGCUUUUUAAAAAAACCAAAAAAACAAAAAUACCACACUGAGAGGUGGCUUCAUCCCGCG